Symbiodinium sp. CCMP2456 is the source of this 432-nucleotide messenger RNA. NCBI's taxonomy places the organism in Eukaryota, Dinophyceae, Suessiales, Symbiodiniaceae. The record is from the annotation of a GenBank genome assembly.
AUGCCGCGUCGACGCAGGAUCGGAGGCUGUGGCCUCACGUUGUGCCUUAUCGCCUUGGGAUGCUUCGCUUCUCGGAUUUCGGCCUUUUGCAGGCCCUUCAUGGCCAGGAGGCCACCGCAGGUCUCCCGGGCAGCAAGAACACCGGGAAACCAACCGACUGAGCAGCCAGAUUUUCCUGAAUUUGCACCUUCGGGGGACUUCAUGGUGGAGACCCCCUUUUUCAAGGUGGAGAAGUACAAGGAGGGAGAGAGCUUGGGUCUCGCUGCCGUGGCUGGUGUUUUCGUUGCGAUAUCGUUGAUCGCCGGGGUCAUGGCAUCAUCAAACAGGGGUCAAGUCAAUCUGCUGGAAGAGCAGCCGGCGCAGACAGAGGGCAGCACUACCAGCCCACGUCUCAACAAGGAGGGAAAGCCGAUCAGAACGAUAAUGCUCUGA